Messenger RNA from Talaromyces rugulosus, 972 nucleotides. RefSeq lists its product as uncharacterized. Bases 1 to 972 code for a protein of 323 amino acids. NCBI's taxonomy places the organism in Eukaryota, Fungi, Ascomycota, Eurotiomycetes, Eurotiales, Trichocomaceae. Gene Ontology annotation, biological process: L-ascorbic acid biosynthetic process. The record is from RefSeq and is a predicted model, not a curated record. The transcript has 3 exons. Gene Ontology annotation, molecular function: gluconolactonase activity; calcium ion binding.
AUGGCCGGCCUCGAAGUCAUCUCCGGCGGAAAGCCGUUCUACUACUGCCCCAAAGGACAGAUGAUUCUCGGCGAAGCCCCGAUCUAUCGCGCCAGUGACUCUACCUUGCAUUGGGUUGACUGUCUGGCCGAGCCAGGCGAACUGUACAUUCUCAAAGUCGACCCAGACACAGGCGAUGCAGUCGGCGAAGCCCGCGUGCUGCAUUUGGAUGACAGCGUGACGGUGCAAUUCUUCCGUAAAGGCAAACCGGGCAGCUAUAUUGCCGCGUAUUACCAAGGGGUGUGUUUUAUUGAUGAAGCCACUGGCAAGAUGGAGGUUGUCAAGGAGAUUAUCCCCACUGAUCAGCGCGAUAACUUGCGUUUCAAUGAUGGUGGUGUCGACGCCAAGGGUCGUUUUUGGCUGGCGGAAAUCGAUAAGAAGGCCAUGGCUCAUGGCCCGAAUCAGCUUCCGGCGAGUUAUGGCACGCCCAAGGGCCGUCUUUGGCGGUAUGAUCCGGAUGGAAGCUUGCAUUUGAUGAUUGAAGAUGGGGUGGUUUGCGGUAAUGGGCUGGGAUGGAGUCCAGAUAACAAGACUUUCUACUUCCAUGAUUCUGUCGCCAUGCUCGUUUAUGCGUACGACUUUGACCUCGAGACCGGCAACAUCUCAAACAAGCGUAUUUUGAUUGACCGCCGCGACUCCUUUGGCGAGCCAGACGGGAUGGUUGUUGACACAAACGGCAAUCUAUGGAUCGCCAUGUUCGAUUCUCACCGUGUCAUGGUAUUCACCCCCGAGGGCCGGCACCUGAAGGAUAUCACAUUUACUGCGCGCAACCCCGCCUGCACGGCCUGGGGAGGAAAGAAUUACGAUAUUAUUUUCCUGGCUAGCGGGAAAUGGAGAGGCAAGAGAGAAAUGCCGGGGGAUGAGGGGGGGCAUAUGUUCAAAUUCAAACCGGACGAUGCUCGCGGCCAGCCCAAGCAUGAGUUUGCGGGAUAA